UAAAAUCCUUCUGCACACCGCCAACCCAAACGGCAAAUAUCUGUGUGAGUGAGCCGGGAUCUUAAAGUACACGUCGCACCAUGUCGACACAUGCUGGCUCAUAAGCCAACCGGUGUGACCAGUCAUGUUACUAAUACUAUGCCAUCGAACCGUCUCCACCAUACACUUCCUUCACUUACAAAAACCCUAAACACCGCGUUCGUCUCGGUGAACUCAUGCGAUUACUGGCGUUCUGGAAGACAUGCGAUAAGGUAAACAGCCGCACUCGUUAUCGCCUAAAACUCAAAGCAACUCUCGGUAUGGGAAGAGGAAAGGUCGAAUUGAAGCGGAUCGAAGACAAAAGCAGCCGUCAAGUCUCCUUCUCCAAACGACGGAAUGGAUUGAUGAAGAAAUCUCAUGAGUUGGCCGUGCUUUGCGACGUCGACGUCGCUCUUUUCAUCUUUUCCGGCAGAGGCAGGCUCUAUGAGUUUUCGACCGGUGAAAGCAUGAGCAAGAUUCUGAGCAGCUAUCAAAGCUACAAGAAGACAGAAGAAAUUACCCGCAUGACCCUACAAGAGAAGCUUGCUUCAGAAUAUGGGGAUGCGUGUACUGUUGAUGAGCUGACACAUAUAGUCCAACGCCAUCUGGAAGAGAACAAUAUCAAACAUCUAGAUAUAGCUGGUUUCAAUCAGCUGGAACGACAUUUGAGUAACUUUCUCCGCCUAGUCAGAAUCAGGAAGACACAGCUAAUGAUGGGAGUUGUCAAGGACCUGCAAGAGAAGGAAACACAGCUGAAAAAAGAGAACAGCAUUAUAAUGAAGGAGAUUGAAGCAGCAAGGAUGAAUGAAAAUGAGAUGGACGAGGAUUCUGGUGAUGCUGCAGCAGAAGCAGCAGCAACACCUCCGUAUACAGACUUUCAGGUCACCUGGUGAUGGUUGGUUGUUUUUGAAAAGGCAAAAUAUCUCUCCCAUCAUUUUGCGAUGUGUUAUAUAUAUAUAAUAUAUAUAUACUAUGAAGGAGAAAGUUGAUUUGUUUUUCAAGCAGUGAUGGUUGUCACCUUCUAUCUUUGCUGUGGCUAAUAAUGCAGUGAACUCUUUAUUCCUGGUUGUAUUUCUGUUUUUGUCCCCUACCCACACAACUACCUUAAAACUGAAGUUAAACAGCAAACAGCCUUGUAAAUUUUACCCCUCUAUACUGUGUAAUGAGUUUCCAGUGUAUGCGAGUAUGUGCUUGUUUGUAUGAACCAUAUAA
Messenger RNA from Lactuca sativa (garden lettuce), 1230 nucleotides. Its product is annotated as MADS-box protein FLOWERING LOCUS C. Gene Ontology annotation, cellular component: nucleus. Gene Ontology annotation, molecular function: protein dimerization activity; RNA polymerase II transcription regulatory region sequence-specific DNA binding; DNA-binding transcription factor activity. Gene Ontology annotation, biological process: positive regulation of transcription by RNA polymerase II. NCBI's taxonomy places the organism in Eukaryota, Viridiplantae, Streptophyta, Magnoliopsida, Asterales, Asteraceae. The record is from RefSeq and is a predicted model, not a curated record.